Cottoperca gobio is the source of this 4293-nucleotide messenger RNA. It is a transcript of the gene relch, whose product is annotated as RAB11 binding and LisH domain, coiled-coil and HEAT repeat containing. Gene Ontology annotation, cellular component: recycling endosome; trans-Golgi network. Gene Ontology annotation, molecular function: protein binding. The transcript is spliced from 30 exons. NCBI's taxonomy places the organism in Eukaryota, Metazoa, Chordata, Actinopteri, Perciformes, Bovichtidae. The record is from RefSeq and is a predicted model, not a curated record. Gene Ontology annotation, biological process: intracellular cholesterol transport. Bases 91 to 3636 code for a protein of 1181 amino acids.
GAAAGCCACCUACCAAACCAUAGCUAGCAUCCAUUCAGGAAGAAGCGGUUCUGAUUAGCUAAGCUAGCUAAAAAUCUUUAUAGUGCAAAAAUGGCGUCGGUCAACCCGUUUAAUCUCAGUGAUUCUGAGGAAGAGGCUGAACGGCGUCCUAAUGAAACAGUUGACACAGAGAGAAGCCCAAGUGAUGGGGCGCCAGGGCCGCCGCCAGGUAAUCAUUGCUCCCCGUCUGGGGACGCCGAGCCCCCGACGCUUCUGCUGUCUAGCAACCGGACAAGCCCGAGCGGGGAGGGCUCGGUCUCGGUCUCGGUCGCGGCCACCUCCGCUAUGGCCGGCACCGCGGAGACACGGAUAUCUGUAGAUGGUAUCGCUUCUCAGCUAUUACGGGACCAAUACAUCCUCACGGCCCUGGAGUUUCACACUGAACUGUUGGAAGCAGGCAGAGAGCUUCCGAGGUUGAGGGAUUAUUUCUCUAACCCUGGCAACUUCGAGCGACAGAGCGGCACUCCGCCUGCCAAAGACCAGGUACUCGGACCUGGAGGACCACUGAAUCGAGCAGGCAGCAUCAGCACCUUGGACUCUCUGGACUUUGCUCGUUACUCAGAUGACGGCAACCGAGAGUCAGACGAGCGGGUGGCAGUGCUGGAGUUUGAGCUACGGAAAGCAAAGGAGACCAUUCAGGCUCUGCGCGCCAACUUGACUCAGGCAGCAGAGAGCGAAGUGCCCUCUCAGGAGAGAAAAGACUUCAAGUCAAGUGCUGAAAUUCAGGAGCCGAUACGUUCGCUGGAGAAAAGAGCCUUAAACUUCCUCGUGAAUGAAUAUUUAUUAAAAAAUGAGUACAAACUCUCUUCCAUCACCUUCUCUGAUGAAAAUGAUGAUCAGGACUUUGAGUUGUGGGAUGAUGUUGGCCUCAACAUCCCAAAACCCCCCGACCUGUUACAGCUCUACAGGAACUGUGGUGCCCCCCUUCCUUCUCCCCGGGACACGGUUGAUGUGUCGGUCGGGGUGGAAUUUAGCGAUCUUCCAGGAAACUGCAUCGCCCAAGAUCCCCCAAAGAAGCCUGACCUCUCACAUCAGCAACAGACAGAAGUCGUCCAAGAGUUGGAAUACCAGAUAAGCCUCCUGAACAACGAGAAGCAGAGCCUCGCUGAGCAGAUUAAGAAACUGCAGAGUGAGAUUCAUACACUGAAGAGGACUAUCUCCUCCCCACUGGACCUGGGCUCCCAGAAAGCAUCUCACCCCCCCUCCUCCACGUUCUCCACUGACCCUCUCUCUGCGCCUCCUACAGAUAACGGCGAGUAUCUGGACAUCCGGGGGGAUUCAGAGCCUGACACUAAACCCGAGUCCCCCUCGACUCAGAACAUAUCACAGCCUCAUCCACAGUCCCACGGCAAACUUAAGAGUCGACCUCCUGUCCAGUUUGAUCAACCGAACAGGAAGUUAUCCCCGGCCUUCCAGCAAGCCCUGCUGUCCUUCUGCAGAAUGUGCUCCGACAGUCGCCUGGGAGCAGAGGUGUCCCGUAUAGCAGACAGUGAGGAGAGUGUGAUGCUAAUGCUGGGCCGCUGCCUCCCUCACAUCGUCCCCAACGUCCUUCUUGCUAAACGAGAGGAGUUGAUCCCGCUCAUCUUAUGUACCGCCUGCCUUCACCCAGAGCCUAAAGAGAGAGACCAGCUCCUCCACAUCCUCUUUAACCUAAUCAAGAGACCAGAUGAUGAGCAGAGACAAAUGAUCUUGACGGGGUGUGUUGCGUUUGCGAGGCACGUGGGUCCCACGCGUGUCGAGGCUGAGCUACUUCCUCAGUGCUGGGAGCAGAUAAAUCACAAAUAUCCAGAGAGGAGAUUGUUGGUGGCAGAGUCCUGUGGAGCCUUAGCACCAUACCUGCCUAAGGAGAUCCGCAGCUCCUUGGUGUUGUCCAUGCUGCAGCAGAUGCUCGCUGAGGAUAAGGCUGACAUGGUCAGAGAGGCUGUGGUGAAGAGUCUGGGUAUCAUCAUGGGUUACAUCGAUGACUCUGACAAGUACUCCCAGGGCUUUGAGCUGAUGCUGCUGUCACUUGGGGACCCAUCAGAGCGGGUGGUCGGUGCGGUCCACCAGGUCUUUAUUCCUGCCUUUGCUGCCUGGACCACAGAGCUGGGCACCCUGCAGACUGCACUCAUCCCCUCUCUGUUAGCACGUAUAGAGAAACUACUUAUGCAAGGAGACCAUGGUCUGGAUGAACACAAGCUGCACGUGUUCCUGACGGCUCUGCAGUCUCUCAUCCCUCCUCUGUUUGCUGUGGUUCUGCAGAACGCACCCUUCACCAGCAGAGCCAAACUCAAUGGAGACAUCCCUACAAUAGAGGUGACCCGGUUCCCCCGACCAGCUUCUCCCCUCCAGGAUGUGGCGACCAUCAUCGGCAGCAGGGAGAUGCUGAGUGCCCUGCUGCUCCUCUACGACUAUCAGCUGGAGCAUGAGGGCACCACCGGCUGGGACAGCCUGCUCUGGGUGGUCAACCAGCUCCUUCCGCAGCUAAUAGAGAUCGUGGGUCGUAUCAAUGUGACAUCAUCGACAUGCGUACACGAGUUCUCGCGCUUCUUCUGGAGGUUGUGUCGAACCUUCGGCAAGAUUUUUACCAACACUAAGGUUAAACCACAGUUCCAAGAGAUCCUCCGACUAUCAGAAGAGAAUGUUGAUACUUCAGGAGGGAACGAUAUUCUCUGCAAAGCCACGGUGCCCAUCUAUGCCACUGGAGUGCUGACGUGUUAUAAUCAGGACGAGGAUCGCAAGCUGCUGGUGGGUUUCCUGGAGGAUGUUAUGACCACCCUGUCUCUGUCCCAUGCACCUCUCGACAGCCUGAAGGCCUCCUUUGUAGAGCUGGGUGCCAACCCAGUGUACCAUGAAUUGCUGCUCACUGUUUUGUGGUACGGGGUCGUCCACACCUCCGCACUGGUCCGGUGUACUGCAGCACGGAUGUUUGAGCUGCUGGUGAAGGGGGUGAAUGAGACGCUGGUAGCUCAGAGAGUGGUGCCGGCUCUCAUCACACUGUCCUCCGACCCUGAAAUCUCAGUGAGGAUAUCUACCAUCCCCGCCUUUGGCACCAUCAUGGAGACCGUCACGCAGAAAGAGCUGCUAGAGCGUGUCAAAAUGCAGCUGGCCUCAUUCCUGGAAGACCCUCAGUACCAAGAUCAGCACUCUUUGCACAUGGAGAUCAUCAGGACGUUUGGAAGAGUAGGACCGAAUGCGGAGCCACGCUUCAGAGACGAGUUCGUGUUGCCACAUCUUCAUAAGCUGGCGCUGGCUAACAACAGUCAGACGGUGGAGAACAAGAGGAUCGACAUCGCCACGCAGCUGUUUGAGGCCUACAGCGCCCUGUCCUGCUGCUUUAUUUCUGAAGAGGUGAUGGUCAACCACUUCCUGCCUGGCCUCAGGUGUCUCCGCGCUGACAUGGAGCAACUCUCUCCUGAGCACGAGGGUAUCCUGAGCUCCAUGAUAAAAGAGUGUGAAAUCAAGGUGGAAAACAAAGGAAUGGCCGACGCCCAAGGCUCAAUGUCCAUCGCCUCCAGUUUGGUGGGUGAGGAUGCCAAGACCAAGUUCCUGAGCAAGAUGGGUCAGCUGACCACGUCUGGCGCAAUGCUGGCCAACGUCUUCCAGAGAAAGAAGUGAUCUCAACACUGCAACUAACUGAGGAUACCCCCCCCCCCCCCCCCCCCCCCCGCUGUCCCCUAAAAACAUUGGUUCAGCUUAAAGUAGACAUAAAAACAAUGUAUUGUUUGUUCAGUUUCAAGAAAUGAAGGUUUGCUGAAGUUGGUUUAAAACCAGUGCAGCAGGACUCCAUGCUCUUUAAAAGUGAAACGUUGUUUUGCAGGUUUUCCCCUCUGCUCGUAUUCUUCUCCUUAAUCCUUAAUCACGACGAAGGCAUCGCCGAGGACGAGGGAUUCGCUUUCAUGAUUCAGUGUCGUCAACAUUGUCAUUUCAGAAAGAGGAGAGAGGAACUGAACAGAGAUGCGUCCGAAGUGAUUCUUGUUUCCUGAACCUUUCUGAACUUGAAAGUAUCACAGAAUUAGAUUUCAGUGCAGCCACGUCAGAUGAGAAUACUACAACACGAAGGCUGUUAAGAAAGCCUUGCACAGAGUGUCUGUACGACCCGGAAGUGUCGCAUACUUGAAGCUAUAACACAUUUGUCUUGCCUUUAUUUUAUUUUUUUGUUUUGACAGUUUCUAUUUUAUAACUUAUUUAUGUCUUAAUGAAAAAAAAACCUUAUUCCAACUUCCAAAGAAAUUUGCACUUAUUAUUUUGUUCUUUAUUAUAUAUAUAUGUGUG